Physella acuta is the source of this 578-nucleotide messenger RNA. RefSeq lists its product as uncharacterized. The record is from RefSeq and is a predicted model, not a curated record. Lineage: Eukaryota; Metazoa; Mollusca; Gastropoda; Physidae.
GCUCUGUUAUAAUUAACUCUCUAGUUUAACCUAAAGAACUGCAUCAAUCUUUUCAAAGAUGUUGACCAAACUUUGUUUCGCGGUUGUGGGACUUGCUUUCUUGGCCCUGACAGAGGGCGCUCUGUUUCACGGCUUUGAUUGUCCUGACAGCCGACAGGUGGGUGACACCUGGUACCAGGACGGCUGCUUCAAGUGCACCUGUCACGAGCAGGGAUACACCUGCGCUGGAUGUGGGUCCAUGAGCGUGAGACACGACAGGUCCCGAUGCUACCUGCUCACCGACGGGGAGGCCUACUACCCCCACUGCUGCCCCAGGCUCGUCUGCAGGGGGGACUCCGGCUUCCAGCCCGCCAAACUCAACCAUGAUAAAUAAAAACGACGUCUUCGUAAUUAAAUUUCUCAUUUUUAUUUGAGUACAAUUAAAGACGUUAUGUUGUUGUUUAUUUAUUUCCAAUUUUGAAUUUAUUAAAGAAAAGUAAUGAAAUAGAGAUAUAAUUGAAAAUAAUUAAUUUAUAAGAGAAAUGUAUUUUAAGUUGGAACUGGUUAUUAAAAAAAUUAAUAAAAUGGAAUUAGAUUGA